AUGAAAGGUGUAAAAUUGCCAAAAGAGAAGCAAAGAGGGCAACUAAGAUGGUUGACAAAGCCCGAGCAGAAGCAGUUACUGCCCAGAAAGACAGAUGUAGCAUUACCCGAAGUAGAAAGGUACCGUGCAUCUUCCAAAGUUGCAAUGCUGGAGGCAAGGGUUGAAGAAAGGGAAAAAGAAAUCGAGUCACUAUUGAAAUCAAAUAAUGAACAGAGGGCAAGUACGGUUCAUGUCCUUGAGACUCUUUUGGAGACCGAGGGUACAGCCCGUGCUGAGGCAAACAACAGAGCAGAAGCACUCUCCGUUCAGCUGCAAGCCACGCAAGGAAAACUUGAUUUACUCCAGCAACAGUUGACUGCAGUCCGUCUCAAUGAAACAGCACUGGAUAGUAAGCUCAAAACUGCUUCACGUGGGAAACGUGUUAGGGUAGAUGAUUAUGAAAUGGGUGUGGAAUCCUUUCACGACAUGGACACUAAUGAUAAAAUAAGCAUAGGAAAUAAGAGGCCCAAAAGUACAACUAGCCCUUUGAUGUUUGCUUCACCAGAAGAUGAUGGCUCGGUAUUUAAGGGUGAUGAAGAGAGCCACAGCCAACAAACCAAUUCGGAAGCCUAUACAAAGUUCACAGUGUAG
Ilex paraguariensis (yerba mate) is the source of this 630-nucleotide messenger RNA. Lineage: Eukaryota; Viridiplantae; Streptophyta; Magnoliopsida; Aquifoliales; Aquifoliaceae. The record is from the annotation of a GenBank genome assembly.